Cylas formicarius (sweet potato weevil) is the source of this 537-nucleotide messenger RNA. RefSeq names its product PBAN-type neuropeptides-like. Gene Ontology annotation, biological process: neuropeptide signaling pathway; pheromone biosynthetic process. NCBI's taxonomy places the organism in Eukaryota, Metazoa, Arthropoda, Insecta, Coleoptera, Brentidae. The record is from RefSeq and is a predicted model, not a curated record. Gene Ontology annotation, molecular function: neuropeptide hormone activity. The transcript is spliced from 3 exons. Bases 8 to 451 code for a protein of 147 amino acids.
UUCGGGGAUGGGUUACGUCACCGCAGUGAACUGUUUGCUGAUCUUGACUGCAUUAUGUCUUGCCCAGGCGACCUCGAACAACUACGAUCAUCAGGAUGAGGUGAAAAAAGAUCCGUCGGAUCUUUGGUUCGGGCAACGGUUAGGCAGGAGGAAGAGGAACGGCAAAAUGUACAGAGCGGACCAAGAUCAAGCCAGCGGCAUACUAGACGUGCUCAGGGAAUCUCCUCUGGUCGUUGUUGCAGUCAACGAUGGUAAACAACAGCAUAACUUUACUCCGAGACUGGGGAGGGAUUCGGGUGAGGACGUCGCCGCUUGGCUGCAAGAUCUGGACCUCGAAGGUCCCUUGACGAACGCGAGGUCCACGAUGUCAGUUUUCAACCCUCGUUUGGGGAGGAACAUUUCCCCCUUCUCUCCGCGACUGGGUAGAGACGCCGAGAGAAUUUUUAAGUAAUGUCGACUGUUCCUCGACCUAGGAUUGAAUUAGUACACUUUGCAGUAUAGACACAAAUUGUGAGUGUUUUUUUUGUCACAUAGAAA